GCUGCUGCUUUAUCUCAAUGAUCAUCUUUCAUUUCCCUUCACUCUUUGUUGCUGAAUCAUUUCCACCACCGACACAACACAAGCAAGCAUGGCUGCAAUACCUACUCAUGUGAAAGCUUGGACAUACUCCGAAUAUGGUCCCUCCGCUGAUGUUCUCAAGUUUAAUCAGAGUGUGCCUUUACCUGAGUUGAAGCCUGAUCAAGUACUCAUCAAGGUUGCUGCUGUUUCCCUUAAUCCUCUUGAUUAUAAGAGAAUGGCUGGUGGUUUCAAGGACACUGAUUCCCCUUUACCUACUGUUCCUGGGUAUGAUGUUGCUGGAGUGGUGGUGAACGUGGGAAGCCAAGUGAAGAAAUUUAAGGUUGGGGAUGAAGUUUAUGGUGAUAUCAAUGAGAAAGCUUUGGAAUAUCCAAAGGUAAUGGGUUCUUUGGCAGAGUAUACUGCUGCUGAAGAGAAACUAUUGGCUCACAAGCCACAGAAUCUGAGCUUUGCUGAGGCUGCUAGCCUUCCUUUAACAAUUGAGACUGCUUAUGUAGGACUUGAGCUAGCUGGGUUUUCUGCUGGCAAAUCUAUCCUUGUUCUCGGAGGUGCUGGUGGAGUUGGAAGCCAUGUUAUUCAGCUUGCCAAGCAUUUUUAUGGUGCAUCCAAGGUAGCAGCUACAUCUAGCACUGGGAAACUUGAAUUGUUGAGGAAAUUGGGAGCUGACUCGCCUAUUGAUUAUACAAAGGAGAAUUUUGAAGACUUGCCUGAAAAGUUUGAUGUGGUGUAUGAUGCAGUAGGGCAAACUGAGAGGGCAUUCAAGGCUCUUAAAGAAGGAGGCAAAGUUGUGACAAUAGUACCACCUGGAUUUCCACCAGCUAUAUUUUUCAUACUCACUUCUGAUGGGUCUAUCUUAGAGAAACUAAGAUCCCACUUGGAGAGUGGAAAGGUGAAGCCAAUACUCGACCCCAAGAGCCCCUUUCCAUUUUCUCAGACAAUUGAAGCAUUUUCCUAUCUGGAAACUAACAGAGCCACUGGAAAAGUAGUCAUCCAUCCCAUAUAAUAAGCAUUUUAGUUUCAUUAUAAUCUAUGCUGCUGUCUGUUUUUUUUUAAGGUUUGUGUUAAACAGUGAUAAUUGCUUUGGUAAUUGUUCUCUAUAGCCUAAAGGCUAAAGCUACGUUGUUUCUUUUGGAGGGAGAGUAUGUAGUGGAACAAAAAAUAUCUUCCAAGCGUGGUUGCAAUAUGGUUUGAUAAAAGUACUAUGGUUGUCCAAUUUAAAUAAACUGCAGCAAGAGCUUGUUAAUGUGACAGUCUUUGUAUUUAGUCUUGGUCUGUGGUUGAAAGCCCGUUGUACAUAACCUAGUAUGGUUGAAGUUCUGGCGAAUGAAAUAA
Messenger RNA from Gastrolobium bilobum, 1368 nucleotides. RefSeq names its product 2-methylene-furan-3-one reductase-like. The coding region runs from base 89 to 1039 and encodes 316 amino acids. Gene Ontology annotation, molecular function: zinc ion binding; oxidoreductase activity, acting on the CH-CH group of donors, NAD or NADP as acceptor. Lineage: Eukaryota; Viridiplantae; Streptophyta; Magnoliopsida; Fabales; Fabaceae. The record is from RefSeq and is a predicted model, not a curated record. The transcript has 4 exons.